AUGGCCAAGAACAAAUUAGGAGGGCAGAAGUCCAGGAAUGGACUUCACAAAGCCAGCCAAAAACACUUUAAGGCUAAAAACAAAGCAAAACCAGUUACCACGAAUCUAGAACUGAUUCCCCAUUGGCAUCAUGAAAGUGAACCAGUUAAUGUUGACAAAGCUACAGGAUUAAUGGCUUAG
Messenger RNA from Pongo pygmaeus (Bornean orangutan), 180 nucleotides. RefSeq names its product ribosomal biogenesis factor-like. NCBI's taxonomy places the organism in Eukaryota, Metazoa, Chordata, Mammalia, Primates, Hominidae. Gene Ontology annotation, biological process: ribosome biogenesis. The record is from RefSeq and is a predicted model, not a curated record. Gene Ontology annotation, cellular component: nucleolus. The transcript is spliced from 2 exons. The coding region runs from base 1 to 180 and encodes 59 amino acids.